GAGGGCGGGGAGGUGCAGCGUGGCGCCUCCCUCCACCUUCCAGCCGGCUCCGGGGCGGCCCGGAGAGCGUGUGGGGGGCGGGGUGAGGGGUGGUCUGAAAGUCUCCUUCCCCCCCCUCCCCGCGGCAGGGGCGCGAUCAGAGGGCGCCGGAGAAACAAAGUUCCCGACGCUCGCCAGGACCAGCGCAGACCUCGCCAGGGCCAUCCAUGGCUUCCAAACUCCUGCGCGCGGUCAUCCUCGGGCCGCCCGGCUCGGGCAAGGGCACGGUGUGCCAGAGGAUCGCCCAGAACUUUGGCCUGCAGCACCUCUCCAGCGGUCACUUCCUGCGCGAGAACAUCCAGGCCCGCACCGAAGUUGGUGACAUGGCCAAGCAGUACAUCGAGAAGGGGCUUCUGGUUCCGGACCACGUGAUCACACGCCUCAUGAUGCUGGAGCUGGAGAACCGGCGUGGCGAGCACUGGCUGCUGGAUGGUUUUCCGAGGACAUUAGUUCAGGCUGAAACCCUGGACAAGAUCUGUGACGUGGACCUAGUGGUCACCCUGAACAUCCCGUUUGAAACGCUCAAAGAUCGACUCAGCCGGCGCUGGGUCCACCCUUCUAGCGGACGGGUCUAUAAUCUGGACUUUAAUCCACCUCAUGUGCACGGCAUUGAUGACAUCACUGGCGAACCCUUGAUCCAGCAGGAGGACGAUAAACCUGAAGCUGUGGCUGCUCGGCUCAGACAGUACAAGGACGUGGCGAAGCCGGUCAUGGAACUGUACAAGAGUCGAGGAGUGCUGCAUCAGUUUUCUGGGACGGAGACGAACAAAAUCUGGCCCUACGUCUACACGCUUUUCUCCAACAAGCUCACACCCAUCCAAUCCAAAGAAGCAAACUGAGCCGGCAACGGGGAGCCGGGAAGGUGCAUCUGCUCCAUCUGCCGCCGUCGUCUGGGUGCUGGUCCCGAGGACACCCCAGCUAGGAUCGCUUGUGGCGUCUUGUCUAGUUGAAAAAGUGAACGAACCGAAAACACGAAUGGGAAGAGGUGAUGGAAGAAACUCUUCUUUGUCCUUCGGAAGACUCGGCUGCACGGGUCUUUGGGCACCUGUAGCAGCCGUACUGGACAGUGGCACACUCAACGUCUGUCGCUGGCUGCGGCUGACCCUGUCCUUCCCGCUCAAGACGAUGGUGAUUACUGGUCCCUCCGGUUCCCCAAAGUUGGCUUGAAUGCAGCCCCCCCCAAGACCUUGUCCCAGUUUCCCUGGUCUGUGCCUUCCCAGCCACAAUGAACUUCUCUGGCCUGGAGUGGCCCGAGUCCACGAUUCUUGUUUUCCUCUUAAGAGUGUCACCUACUUUUCUGUAUUCCUGCUCAAUAGAAUUGCUCUGUGGGUGUUGUUCUCUUGAUUCAAUAAUA
This is a messenger RNA of Sorex fumeus (smoky shrew), 1393 nucleotides long. It is a transcript of the gene AK4, whose product is annotated as adenylate kinase 4. Gene Ontology annotation, cellular component: mitochondrion; cytoplasm. The record is from RefSeq and is a predicted model, not a curated record. Bases 207 to 878 code for a protein of 223 amino acids. Gene Ontology annotation, molecular function: ATP binding; nucleoside diphosphate kinase activity; AMP kinase activity. Gene Ontology annotation, biological process: nucleobase-containing compound metabolic process. The transcript has 5 exons. NCBI's taxonomy places the organism in Eukaryota, Metazoa, Chordata, Mammalia, Eulipotyphla, Soricidae.